Messenger RNA from Torulaspora globosa, 5139 nucleotides. It is a transcript of the gene RRP5, whose product is annotated as Rrp5p. Gene Ontology annotation, molecular function: RNA binding; protein binding. NCBI's taxonomy places the organism in Eukaryota, Fungi, Ascomycota, Saccharomycetes, Saccharomycetales, Saccharomycetaceae. The record is from RefSeq and is a predicted model, not a curated record. Gene Ontology annotation, cellular component: nucleolus; small-subunit processome. The transcript has a single exon. Bases 1 to 5139 code for a protein of 1712 amino acids. Gene Ontology annotation, biological process: rRNA processing.
AUGAUGGCGAAGUCUGAUAAGAGGAAGAGAGAUGAAGAGUCUCCAUUGUUGAGGAUGGAUGCCACAAAGCAGCCCACUGCGUCCUCCCUUACUCGUGAGGGAGAAGAGGUUUCAUUCCCAAGAGGAGGUGCUUCAGCUCUGACUCCCUUGGAGUUAAAACAAGUGGCCAAUGAGGCCGCCAAAGAUGUUCUGUUCGAAGCUCAAUCAGCGGAGGCUACCGAGAGUAGCAGACCUAAAAAGAGAAAGAAAACCAGUAAGAUGACUAAGGCAAAAUCUGAAAAAUCACAGGAUGAAGCAUCUAUAGAGGUCGUCGAGCAUUUGAAUUUCAAGAAUCUGAAGAUCGGGUCCCUUCUACUUGGUCAAAUCUCAGCCAUUGGUAGACACGAACUUCGCGUCUCUUUCACUGACGAUAUAUCUGGCUACGUGAAGAUUACCAACAUAUCGGAGCAAAUCACGGCAGUUUUACAAAAUCUGGAUGAGGAUAUGGAUGCGGAAAAUGGCACUGACGAUGUUAACGAUGGCGAGUAUGAUUCUUCAGACGACGAGAAAGACGAUCAAACUGCGGAGAAGUCCUCGAAGCAACUUCCUGACCUCAACAACUACUUCAGCAUAGGCCAGUGGUUGAGGUGCUCAGUCAGUCAUAACAGCGCUUUGGAAGCGCCAAAGAAGAAAAAUCAGAAGAAGAGGAUCGAGCUGUCAAUUGAACCCUCUGUCGUCAAUGAUUUCGCAGAAGAAGACCUGGAUAAGCAUGCCGCCGUGCAGUGUUCUGUCAAAAGCAUUGAGGAUCACGGUGCGAUCCUAGAUCUGGGAAUUGAUGGUUUUACGGGCUUCAUUUCAAGAAAGGAUGUUCCUCACUUCGACAAGCUGUUGCCUGGAUCCGUAUUUCUCGCCAAUGUAUCCAAGAAAUCUGGUAGAGCCGUGACCGUUAAUAUGGACUUCACCUCCAAAAAUAAGAAGAUAAGUCAAGUGUCCUCCAUCGAUGCCGUGUCACCAGGUCAGGCGGUUGAUCUGCUCUGCGAAGAGGUCUCCAAGAACGGUCUCAAAGGUAAAGUCUUUGGAUUGAUUUCUGGUUUCGUCGGUGUUGCCCACCUGCGAACGUUCAGUGAUGAGAAACUAAAACACAAUUUUGCCAUCGGUUCCACUAUCAGAUGUAGGGUUCUUGCGUCUUUACUUAACAGAAGUGGUGACAAGGUUCUCAUUUUGAGUAAUAUGCCUCACGUAACUUCGUUAGAACCCAGGUGUUUUGAGCAGGAGAGCUUAGAGGCCUUCCCAGUCGGUUAUACUUUCGAGGCCUGCUCGGUUUUAGGACGUGAUUCUGAAUAUCUGUAUUUGGCACUUGAUGAAGAACGCAUUGGUCAAGUGCAUUCUUCCAAGAUUGGAGAGAUUAAUCUGCAAGGCGCCGUCGCCGCGCGUGUUGUCGGUUUCAACAAUGUUGACAUGCUUCUUCAGCUUUCCACCGAUCCCGAGCUACUAAAGCUCAAAUAUCUAAGGCCGAAGGACAUUCCAGUUGGCGAGAUCGUUCCACAAUGUGAAAUAAUAAGCGUUUCCAGCUCUGGUAUACAGCUUAAAUUGUUCAGCGGUCAAUUCACAGCAUUCGUUCCACCAUUGCAUAUUUCUGAUACCCGGUUAGUCUACCCAGAAAGAAAGUUCAAGAUUGGAUCGAAGGUUAAAGGAAAGAUUUUGAACAUCGAUAACCGUGGCCGCAUAUUUAUGACCUUGAAGAAGUCCCUCAUCGAUAUUGACGAUGAUAUUGACAUUAUAUCUUCGUACUCCAAUGCAUUACAGAUACACCAAAAAAACUCCAAAACCGUGGCGACCGUCCAAGCGUUUCAGCCAAAAGGCUGUCAUGUACUCUUUUUCGGUGGCAUAAAGGGAUAUUUGCCAAACUCUGAAAUCUCAGAAGUAUUUGUGAAGAAACCUGAGGAUCAUUUGAGGUUGGGCCAGACAGUACUCGUAAGGAUUCUUGAGGUGGACGAGGAAAGAAGUAGAGUGAUUGUUACAUGUAAACUUUCACUCGAUCAGGCUCAGGAGCAAAAGAAGAUUAUAGAUCAAAUGAUUCCCGGUCGCUCAAUGGUGGAUGUUACUGUAGUCGAAAAGACAAAGGAUUCGCUUGUUGUCGAAAUGAGCAACGGAGGUCUACGUGGUGUGAUUUAUGUCGGGCACCUUUCUGACUCGAGAAUCGAGCAAAAUAGAGCACAGUUGAAAAAGAUCAGAAUCGGAUUUGGUACCAAAGCUCUAGUCAUUGACAAAGAUGUCAGAACGCAAGUUUUUAACGCCACUCUCAAGCAAUCCCUGAUAGAGGACGCUGAAAAGGAAAUACUGCCCGUCACCUACGAGGAUAUCAAGACAAGCGAAGCAGCGAUGCCAAUGCAUGGAUACAUCAAAUCUAUCUCCGAAAAGGGCCUGUUUGUGGCAUUCAAUGGGAAAUUUGUUGGACUAGUUCUUCCUAGUUAUGCAGUUGAAAGCCGUGCGGUGGAUCUCUCGAAGGCGUUUUACAUUAACCAGUCCGUUACAGCAUACCUCCUGAGAACUGAUGAUGAGCAUCAGAGGUUUUUAUUAACAUUGAAAGAACCAAAAAAGAAAGUUUCGGAGAAGGAUUCUAACCUCAAAGCGCUCAAUCCUGUUGAUAUCUCUAUUACUUAUCUUGCUGAUUACAAAUUUGGCAAAGUGGUUGACGCUAAGGUCAAAGCCGUCAAGAAGAAUCAACUGAAUGUCAUUUUAGCAGAUAACUUGUACGGUAGAGUUGACAUAUCUGAGGUGUUCGAUAAUUACAAAGAUCUAAAGAACCCUAAAAGGCCACUUGAGAAUAUAAAAGUGGGAGAUAUCAUCAAAGUGAAAAUUAUUGGAAAUCAUGACACUAGAGGUCACAAGUUCUUGCCAAUAACCCACAAAAUCACUAACUCUACUGUUUUGGAGCUGACAAUGAGGAAAUCUAAACUUGACGACUUGAAUAGCGAGCUCCAAUCCAUUGACGAUGUUGUGGUUGGCCAAGAGGUUCUGGGAUUUGUUAACAAUUUUGGCAGCAAUAAUCUGUGGCUCACCGUUUCGCCUAUACUAAAGGCAAAGGUUUCUGUUUUUGAUUUAACCGACGAUAGUACAACUUAUUCGAAGGAUAUCGAGGAACAGUUUCCACUGGGAAGCGCCCUCAAGGUGACAGUGAAAAGUAUCGAUUCGGAUCACGGUUUCAUUACCGUUACUGGGCGGACGAAAGCGGUUGAAUCUUCCAAAGAUAUCACCGUUGGCGAUAGUCUUCCUGCCAAGAUCGUCAAAAUCACCGAAAAAUACGUCCUUCUCAACUUAGGAGGUGAUGUUGUUGGCAUUUCGUUUGCCACUGACGCACUGGAUGAUUUUUCCGUGCCACUGGAAACUGCUUUCAAAGGAAUGAUCGGCCAGACUGUCCCUGCGACCGUGCUAUCCGUGGAUUCUGACAACGGCAAGAUUAGAUUAUCUCUGCGGUCCAACAAUGCCAAAUCCCGCGCUAUUGCUUCUCAUAAAGAUAUUAAGCAAGGUGACGUUGUCCAGGCGCUUGUUAAGAAUGUAACUGACAAGGGAAUCUUCGUUUAUUUAAGCACAAACAUCGAGGCUUUCGUUCCAGUUAGUAAAUUGUCUGACUCCUUCUUGAAGGAUUGGAAAAAGUUCUACAAGCCUAUGCAAUGUGUCGUCGGCAAGGUUGUUAACAGUGAUGAAGAUUCUCGAAUUUUGUUGACUUUAAGAGAAUCCGAGGUGAAUGGUGAGUUAAAUAUCUUAAAGACCUAUGAUGACAUUAAGCCUGGUGAUAUUUUCGAAGGUAAUGUCAAAAAUGUUACCGAUUUUGGUGUGUUUGUCAAGCUCGAUGAUACAGUUAACAUCACUGGUUUGGCGCACCGCUCCGAAAUUGCCGAAAAAGCACCUGAAGAUCUCUCAUCUUUGUUUGGCAGUGGUGAUAGAGUGAAAGCUUACGUGCUUAAGGUCAAUCCCGAGAAAAAACAGAUCUCUUUGAGUUUGAAAGCCUCGCAUUUUAAAAAGGAAGCCGAUGCAGAACCUAUCGUGCUAGAAGAAGAUGAAGGUAAGGAAGUCAUAGGCGACUUGAUUUAUGGUGCUAGUGAGUCGGAAGAUGAAGCAGAUUUGGAAAGCGCGCCACAGCCUGUCGAGAAGAACUCUACAUCUGUUGAUGGACUGAGCUUGAGCGCAGGCUUCGAUUGGACGGCUAGCAUUUUGGACCAAGCUCAAGAGAGCGAGGAAUCUGAGGAAGACGAAGAUUUCACUACCACUAAGAAGACAAAGCGCCAAAGAAAAAAGUUGCAUAUUGUUGAAGAUAAGACUGCGGAUAUCAACGCUAGAGCACCAGAAUCGGUAGGAGAUUUUGAACGCUUAAUUAUGGGAGAUCCUAAUUCUUCUGUCAUUUGGAUGAACUAUAUGGCAUUCCAGCUUCAAUUAAGCGAAGUCGAAAAGGCCCGAGCAAUUGCAGAGAGAGCACUUAAGACUAUCAAUUUCAGAGAAGAAGCUGAGAAGCUGAAUAUUUGGAUUGCUCUGCUCAAUUUGGAAAAUACAUUCGGCACGGAUGAGUCUCUUGAAGAAGUUUUCAAGAGAGCAUGUCAGUAUAUGGAUUCCUUCACCAUCCAUAACAAACUGUUGAGCAUUUAUCAGAUGAGCGAAAAAUUUGAGCAAGCCUCAAGCUUGUUCAAAUUAGCUGCAAAGAAGUUCGGCUCAGAGAAGGUUUCAAUCUGGUUGUCCUGGAGCGAAUUUUUGCUCUCUCAAAAUCAACCUCAAGAAGCUCGGUCUUUGUUGUCUAACGCCUUGAAGGCUUUGCCCAAACGUUGUCAUAUCGAACUAGUAAGAAAAUUCGCUCAACUCGAAUUUUCUAGGGGUGAUCCUGAAAGAGCUCGUUCGUUAUUUGAAGGUCUAGUUGCUGAUGCUCCAAAGAGGAUCGAUCUUUGGAACGUCUAUCUCGAUCAAGAAAUAAAAAUCGGACAGAAGAAGAAGGUAGAGAACUUAUUUGAGCGUGUAAUCUCCAGAAAAUUAACGAGAAAGCAGGCCAAAUUCUUCUUCAAUAAGUGGCUGCAAUUUGAAGAGUCUGCGAAGGACGAAAAGACUGCUGAAUACGUCAAGGCAAAGGCCGUCGAAUACGCAGAAAAAACCCUCAAACCUGAAAGCAACUGA